This is a messenger RNA of Ogataea philodendri, 216 nucleotides long. RefSeq lists its product as uncharacterized. The coding region runs from base 1 to 216 and encodes 71 amino acids. Lineage: Eukaryota; Fungi; Ascomycota; Pichiomycetes; Pichiales; Pichiaceae. The record is from RefSeq and is a predicted model, not a curated record. The transcript has a single exon.
AUGGUUGGAAUCAAGGUGCGGUCUGAUGCUGACCUGGAACCCGCUCAGGUCCAACGCCUUGACCAGUCUAGUCAGGUUGGUAUCGGACUCUGUUUGAGGCUCGAGCGUCUUUGGAUCAACCAGAUAGAGUACCUUGAGGACGAAAUCCGGCUUCAGAUGCUCCAAACUGCCAAUUGGACCCCUGGAUUGGGUCUUCACCGGGCUGGAACUGCCUGA